GCUUCUCUGUUUUCCCGCUAGCUUGUUUAGCUUUCACAACCAUGUCAAAAGUUUCAUUUUUACAAAGUUCAUCUGGAAGUCAAGUUAACCCAAGUUUUGGCUCGGAUUUGGAAAGAUGAAAAGUUCAAGAGUAAUAUUGCUGACGGUGCAUGUUGCAUUGUUUUGCGAAUCAGUUUUAGUGUUUGGAUUUAAUGUUGAUGUGGAUGAUCCAAGAAUUUUCCGAGGACCGGCAAAAUCUCUUUUUGGCUUCUCAGUCCUGAGUCAUCACACGGGCAGCGGUGAUUGGAUUUUAGUUGGAUCUCCUAACAGCACAUCAGAAUGCCAAAAGGAGAAGCUAGCAGGUCCCUCCGGAGCACUCUACAAGUGUCCGUUAUUAUCAUCAGACGAUAUCUGCCAACAAAUUUGUGUUGAUGAUCAGGGAAACAGAAACUUUAGCUUGCCUUACAGAGGCGUUGUGGAGGAAAAAGUCAGCCAGUUUCUUGGAAUGUCGCUGAUCAGCCAACCUGGACCUACUGGCAUGAUGGACAAGAUUGUGGUUUGUGGUCAUCUUCGAGCUAACACAUACUUGGUUUAUUCUUAUGCAAAUUCCUACGCUGGAGUAUGUUACAAUGUCGAAAUGAAUUCCACUCUAGAAAUUCAAUCUGUGGAGCAGAUACAGCCAUGUCUUUCAGAAAGUGGUAACUGGUUUUGGUGUAUGGCUGGAGCUAGUGCCCACUAUGCUGUGGAUGGGGAGACUCUAAUGCUAGGUGCACCAGGAGCAUUCUACUUUAGAGGUUCUGUAAUUACCCAGCGAGGAUCUCAGACAGUUUUCUACCAACAAUCUAUGUGGAAUUUUCCAAGUGAAUUUCACCAAUACCCUUCGUUAGGCUACUCCUUGACCUCGGGUCAUUUCUCCAGCCCACUGGCUGUAGAGGGAGUCACAGGUGCGCCAAGAUACGCAGAUUUAGGACGUGUCUAUAUCUUUGAUUUGCAUGAAAGAGCGGUCACCAGGGAACUUACAGGGGAACCGGUAAAUACAUACUUUGGUGCCAGCGUGGAGGCCGUUGAUCUCAAUAAUGAUGGAUAUUCAGAUCUUUUGGUUGGAGCUCCUAAUUAUGCAAAGAAGCAAGAUGAAGGAUGUGUCUACGUCUACAUCAAUGAGAUGGGUGAUUUACAGCUUCAAGUUAAACUCCAUGGAUCAAAUGCCAUAGGGGCACGCUUUGGUUCAACAAUCAAGAAUGUUGGUGACUUGAACAAAGACGGUUAUAAAGAUGUUGCCAUUGGCGCACCGUAUGAAGAUGAAAGCUUUGGAGCUGUCUACAUUUAUCAUGGGACAAGUUUUGGCAUCAACUCAAAAUACUCACAGCGGAUAUCAGGAAGAAGGUUUGGCGUAACAAGUUUUGGGACGUCCCUCUCUGGCGCUCAGGAUCUGGAUGGGAAUGAGUAUCCAGAUUUAGUUGUGGGAGCUCCUCAAAAUGACUCAGUUGUCUACCUUAGGUCUCACCCUAUUAUCAACAUGCAAGCCAGCAUGACGAUAUAUCCCAGCGUUAUCAUUAAACAAAGCACAGACCCAACCAACGUGCCUGAAGUCAGUGUCUUUGUGUGUUUCACCUAUAGUGGCAUCAAUGUGGGUGCCAGUCAAGCUUUUGACUAUUCUUUGGAAGUAGACUACCAAGUGUCAUCGAUCCUUUCAUCUCGGGUUAAUUUUGUCUCUUCAUCGACCGCCACGUUGGAACGCGUACAGACUCUACGUCAUAGUGUGGAACAUUGCAAUAAUCAUACACUGGUUCUCAAGAAAAAUGUCAAAGAUCUGCUGAGUCCAAUUCCUGUCCGUUUAUCCUUCUCUUUUGCUGACAAUUCCUCUUCAUUUGCACCGACUCUAAACCCAGCAACUUCAGAAAGAAUUACUAAAGAGAUUGGUUUUGGUCGAAGCUGUGGAGAUGACGAUACCUGCCAGACUGAUCUACAACUUGUUCAGAACUUCAGUCAACUGGACAGUGGUCUUGAUGUGAUAUAUCUCGGCGGUGAUUCUAGUAUUAGUAUUACUGCUGAGGUAGUUAAUAAUGGAGAGGAAGCUCAUCAAGCUAAACUCAUCAUUAAUCACCCGAGGACUGUAGUCUUUGAAGGAGCUUUGACUCUAGAGAGUACCGAUGGUUUGAAUGUCAAGUGUGUGCCUUUGUAUGACGAUGAGGUUCCGUUCAUAGAAUGCAAUAUUGGUAAUCCGAUGACUGCUCAAGCAAAGGUGAUGUUGAAGAUUCGUCUUGACAUCAGUGCGUUGGCAGCAAGUGCCACAGAAUUGAAUAUCUCUUUAACCAUAUCAACAAACAGUGAAGAAGUCAUUAUGGAGAACAAUAAUGCUUUUGUUAGUGUACCUGUCAAUAUACUAGCAGAUAUAAUGGUCAAUGGAGCAUCAACCCCAGCACAGCUAGUGUAUAAAGAAGACAAAGAUGUAUCAUCGUCUCACCAAUACUUAAAUUCCGUCUUAAAAGUCAUCAAACACCUCUCCGAUACUAGAGAUACAACAUCAUCAAAUCAAGAUGGCUCUGGUAUGGGUUCUGGCGCUGUGCAAAUAGAUCUUCAAGAUCAGGCGUUGGGCUUCACGACCCCAAGCCCCCCUGGCGUAGGACUCUCUCCUAAACCAGACAAACCUCUCGUUAGCGAAACUGUGAUUGGACCAUCAUUCAGCCAUCAGUUUGAGGUUGUUAACAUUGGUCCAAGUCGUAUCCCCUACAGUAGUCAGGUGAACAUCUCCAUCCCAUGGAGAACGCAGUCCGGUGAUUGGUUGAUCUUCAUUACUCAGAUCCAGGGAAGGGAUGGUAUUGAAGCGUGUGACACUGCGAGUAUUCUAGAGCAACAACAUCGAGACAUCUUAGAUCACUAUAAACCCAAACUGAAGGACGGAUUGGACAUACACGAUGAAGAUGAACAACAACUCAAGGACAUGAAUCCAAGAACAAGAUUUGACUGUGUGUCAGCGGAGUGUAUUACGAUCCAUUGCCGUGUACAACCAAUGCUGCCUACAGCUAGUGCAGUAAUUCAACUUCAAGGAAGACUGUGGAAACAUUCAUUCCUAAAAUCUAGAUACGGAUUAACAUCAAUCAUAUCAGAUGUUAAAGUCCAAAUUAACAAUCCUCAAGAUCUAUUGUCUCAGCCUGAAAACCACAAACCAGAUAAAGCAUUGAUAACUUUGACUGUAUCCAGAGAGAAGAUUGAAGCAGGUGAGAUUCCUCUAGCCGAUUGGGUUAUCCCAGUCAGUGUAGGUCUUGGAGUCUUACUGCUAGCAGCAGUCGUGCUUGGAAUGGCUAAGUUUGGAUUUUUCCGUCGCAACACAGUUGCCAAGAUGAAGAAAAAACUUAAUGAGGAAGCUGAUGAUAAACAAGAGAUUAAAGAUGAAGAGAAAGAUGAACCUAUGAUGACCUAGUUCUAUUAAGGCCAUGGUUGCGUUAGUAUCGGAGGUUUUCAUUUUACUUAGCAAAGAAAGAAGAUGCAUUGAUGACAAGACUAAUCUAGGCCAAAAUAAACUAAAUAAGUGAUGUAAGGGGUUGAACAAAGACAAGUUGACCAUCAAGAGCAGGAUUUGAACUGACAAUCUCCGGAUUAAAGGGCAAUUGAUGCAAAGAAAUAGUUGGACAUUGGAAGUGUCGAGGCGCAGCGGUUAAGAGCACCAAAUUCAAACUCUGGUGUUUCUGAUCAGCCUAGUGUGGGUUCGAGUCCCAGUCGUGAAACUUGUAUCCCUGAGCAAGACACUUAACCAUUGAUUCGUCCUUCGGAUGGGACUAAAAGACUUUGGUCCCAUAUGUUGUUUAAUGCAUGUAAAAGAACCAAGUGCACUUAUCGAAAAAGAGAGAAGGGCCGGGUUCGCCCCAGGUGUUCCUGGC
Molecule: messenger RNA, 3857 nt
Organism: Asterias rubens (European starfish)
Lineage: Eukaryota; Metazoa; Echinodermata; Asteroidea; Forcipulatida; Asteriidae
Product: integrin alpha-9-like
Exons: 25
Coding region: 116-3400 (1094 amino acids)
Biological process (GO): cell-matrix adhesion; cell-cell adhesion; integrin-mediated signaling pathway
Cellular component (GO): external side of plasma membrane; integrin complex
Molecular function (GO): integrin binding
Source: RefSeq, a predicted model, not a curated record